AUUCUUACUAUCAGUUUCCUGCUGUCAGUUAAAUACUACUAUGGAGUCUCACUUCGGCACGUUCGCCUCCUCGACAGGACUUCUAGGCAACAUCAUUCAGAGCUGUCUCGCUGUAUCUACCUUCUUAGACAGGGUGGGGAAUGCGGAUGAUCUAGCCAAGCACUUUAGCGUACAGCUUCAAUAUUCUCUAUCAAGACUGGACUGGUGGUCGCGCAGAUGGAAUCUAAUCCACAACGAGAGUUCGUCUACUGGAUUCAUGGAUGCACGUUUCCAACUUUAUGGGAACGCUAUCGCGAACUAUCUGGAACUCAUUCAUUAUAACGCGCAUCACUUGACUUCCUAUCAAGAGAAUAUUCCAAUAUUUAAAAACAUGUCUUCGGCGCAGGCUUAUGGUGCAACUGAGAGAUUUGCCAAGUUACUGAACACACCUUGGAAGGAAUAUUACGCGCCGUCUUCGGUGACCACCCAAGAAAGCCAUUCCAGUCUCUCGGAACGCUUCAAUUGGGCAUCACGAAACGGGACUGCCAUGAAGCGUCUGAACCUUUUGAAUGACCUCAUACGAGACUUGGACGAGUUCUUCCCUCCUCCCGGUCCUAAGUCUGACAUGUCUGGAGCAGUACUAGUCAACCCCGCGUUGAUGACGCAACAAUGUGACUGGAAAUUAAAAUGGCUAAGCCGUGAGACAGAGAUGGACCCAUUUGCUGCGUCACUCGCCUGGCUCAAGUCAACUACUAUAAGCCACAUAAACGACCUGAAGCUGUCUUCUGAUUACGAACCUCAAAGACUAAAUGGAAUCUUGAUAAGUGACCAGAAACUCCCUCAUCCUCGCCAUUAUACUGGGUUCUACGAUGGGAGACCUGUGCUUGUAGAGCAGAAAACUGUUCCUGUCAGCGCAAGCUCUUUGCCCAUUAACGCCGAUCAUUGCCGAUAUGACUUCAUAUACACUAUCCAUGCUGGGCCUAUUCUGUCAUUGCACGACAUGUUGAUAGAAAUAGAAAGCCGUAAGGGCGCUAGACGACGGGAAUUGUCACUCGACAAACGCUUUGACAUUGCUAGGACACUGUCACUCGACAAACGCUUUGACAUUGCUAGGACACUUUCCAGAGCUCUCUUGUACCUACACGCGGCUGAGUGGCUCCACAAAGGCAUCCGCAGUAGCAACAUCAUGUUUGUCCCCUCGACCCAACCAAACAUUGGCCAAUCCGGAUCGCCGUACCUCGUUGGCUUUGAAUAUAGUCGGGUCUUCUCACAUGAUGAGGGUACUGAAAACCAAGAAAUAACAUCCGAGGAUAAUCUUUACCGACACCCAGAAAGACAAGGAUUACCCGCCGCAGACAACGAACCUUAUAUAGGGAAGACAGGGCGCUUCACUAAGGACCAUGAUAUAUACAGUCUUGGUGUGAUCUUAAUUGAGAUGGGUCUUCUGAGGUCCGCUGAAUACAUUUCGAGAAAGUGGGGAGAAGGCAGCUUUAAAGAUUUCCUAAUUGAAACUGCUAUCUCACAGGUUACUCUCAAAAUGGGCGUGACUUAUGCAGAAGCUGCUUUACACUGCCUGGAGUCAAACUUUUACAGUCAGCCUGGAACAAGCAAUGGGGACGGUUCUGUAGCAUUCUACAAGAAGGUCGUCUCGCAGCUCGAGUUAUGCAGAGCAUGA
Molecule: messenger RNA, 1654 nt
Organism: Aspergillus eucalypticola CBS 122712
Lineage: Eukaryota; Fungi; Ascomycota; Eurotiomycetes; Eurotiales; Aspergillaceae
Exons: 2
Coding region: 41-1654 (537 amino acids)
Biological process (GO): protein phosphorylation
Molecular function (GO): ATP binding; protein kinase activity
Source: RefSeq, a predicted model, not a curated record